Esox lucius (northern pike) is the source of this 1703-nucleotide messenger RNA. Its product is annotated as rho-related GTP-binding protein RhoB. The transcript has a single exon. Bases 215 to 805 code for a protein of 196 amino acids. Lineage: Eukaryota; Metazoa; Chordata; Actinopteri; Esociformes; Esocidae. Gene Ontology annotation, molecular function: GTPase activity; GTP binding. The record is from RefSeq and is a predicted model, not a curated record. Gene Ontology annotation, biological process: small GTPase-mediated signal transduction.
CAGUGACUGGACAGUGGACGGGCAGAAAUAUUUUGGGGAGAAAAAACGGAUCCAACAGAAUCCAGCGGUGAAACGCGGCUUAUUUUUAAUCAUACUCGACUCGAUAGACAGUCUGACUUCUUAGCGCACAGAAAGACAAUUGAUACAUUAUUAUUUACGAAUGUCAUAUUUUUGUAUUAGUUAAGAUCAAGGAACGAUCUGCCAAGAGCAACAAAUGGCAGAAAUAAGAAAAAAGCUGGUGGUUGUAGGUGACGGCGCGUGUGGAAAAACCUGCUUGCUAAUAGUGUUCAGCAAAGACGAGUUUCCUGAGGUCUACGUUCCAACUGUAUUUGACAACUAUGUGGCGGACAUUGAAGUGGACAACAAGCAAGUCCAACUAGCGCUGUGGGACACGGCUGGACAAGAGGAUUACGAUCGUCUUCGUCCGCUUUCCUAUCCGGACACUGAUGUCAUCCUGAUGUGCUUUUCCGUGGACAGCCCCGACUCCCUCGAAAAUAUUCCCGAAAAAUGGGUCCCGGAGGUAAAGCACUUUUGCCCCAACGUGCCCAUUAUUUUAGUUGCUAACAAGAGAGACUUACGCAACGACGAGAAUGUUAGGAGCGAGCUGGCCAGAAUGAAACAGGAACCAGUUAAAACCGAGGACGGGCGCGCUAUGGCUGUGCGCAUUGGUGCGUAUGACUAUUUGGAGUGUUCUGCUAAAACGAAGGACGGUAUUCGGGAGGUGUUCGACACUGCGACACGUGCUUCUUUGCAGAACAGAUCGAAAUCCACCAGCGGUUGUAUGAAAUGCUGUCUGUUGAUGUGAUUGAAUUAAGAGUGGCCCUGAGCGAUACUGUCUCUAAUUACAGUAUUGUAGUCUACGGGUCCCAACCAGCCAGAGGUGUGACCAAGUUGGCUCGUCUCCCAAUAAAGACUAGAAAAAAACAAACAGAUUCGGGAUCAUCAUCAUCAUCAUCAUCUUGAUAUAUUCUGAUUAAUGCACUAUACCUUAAUUAACUCGAAUGCAUAAUCUUGAAACAUGUAGCCGACAACUGACUACCUGUGAUCAAAAUGUAAUGAUUUAUUAGGAUGAUCAAGCAUUCAGUGCUAUCUGAACUAACGCAGUAGCCAUUUCCGAUCCUGUUCCAAAUAGGGCCCCAAGGCUAGUUGACAUGCAACCUGUGUGCUUGGAAACGAAUGGAACGUUUAGAGGUGUAUAUGCUUGCUGCAGGAAUUAGCUGCUCCAAUGAUGGCAACUGAAUUCUUUCUUGCCCAAAAUUUACCCCAUUUUAAUAUGAAUGUAGGCUAAAUGAGGCUAAUGCCUGGCUUUCAAGACCAUAUUCUAAUUACACCAAGUAUUGGAAAAUGUGUGACUGUUUCUGAAAUGUUUUUGUCAAGCUGCUCUGAAAGUGUUCGAAAAAGGCUGUCCAUCCUGUAUCAUGUGUUUUUGUGUGUGCUUAUGAUUGACAUUGAUUUCAGAUGACAGGUAUAAGUGUGAAGUGUUAAUGCAAUUGUGUCACAUACUGUAUAUGGUGGAGUUUCAAAGAGACCACCAUAGUGCAAUAUUUUUUGUCUUGCCAUUUUAAGUUUGUUUUAGUGGUUUUUAUUGUUUUGAUUUUAAAUAAUAAGUUCAUGAUCAGAACAGAGUGUCUUGACUGUGCCUGUUGAAAUACAUUUGUGUAAACCUCCACUGUAGACAUCCACUGUAAAGGCUAAAUCCACAA